CUCACACGCACACGCACACAUACAUGCGUAGCAUACUACUCUUACUUCUACUGGGCCUCUGUGCAACCGCAGUUUCCGGGGCGAGCAUGCUACGGGGCAUCCCGGUUGUCGCAACGUCGUAUGCUACAGAGACCCCGCAGCCGCUCGGGCGGUGCUCUGACAACAGUCACUGCGACAUCGGAUCCGUCUGCUCGCCGCACGGCUCGUGUACGCCGCGCGACGCCUGGCCGGCCGAUACAGACCCUGUUGGCAUCCGAUGGACGCUCUACGCCGCAGUAGCGGCUGUUGCACUUGUGUUCUCGUACUUUUCGUUCACUCCGCGCGUGCCGAUGUUGCGAUCCCCGGCCAACCUCUUUGCUGCGAUGGCCUGCGCUCUAGCAGCCGUUUUUGUCGUCUCGAUCCUUCUCGACCCGACUCCCAGCGUCCAUGUCGCGCCUCUCUCCCCCGAGCUCCUGGGCAACGCCACAUGCGUCGAACGCUACGAUCCAAGCUGUGCUCCGUUUGUUUGUGAGACCCGGGCUGGCCACUGUCUCGCCAGCUGCUCCUCGCAUGUCGACUGCACCGAUGUUGGACUCGCCUGCGUCGGCGGCGAGUGCGUCGCUGCAACCUCGCUCACCUCUCAGGCGGUCUACACCUGGCGAGUGAUCCUGACGCGCGUGGUUGGUAUGUUGGCCCUUGUUGGGCCGUGGGUUUUUGUUGACAUCUUUGUCGCUCGCCCAUACCUGUACAGCGUCGACUUUAUCGCCGUCCCGGUCUACGCCUUCUUCGCCUGCCUCUGGCUCCUUGCUACCGCCUACACCGCUUCGUCUGUCGGCUACGUGCACACGCCGCCGCAGUACGAAAAGUAUUCAACCCGCUACUUUAUGUGGUCGCCUUCGGUGCCGUUGGACCUGGGCGAAGAUGCGUUUGCCUACUUCGCCUCGUAUGGCCUCAUCGCCCGCGCCGUCGCCACGCUUCUGCCAUCGGCAGCUAUGGUACUCGCAACAUCCUGCACGACUCGGCUUGUUGGUGCCCGCGCUUACCGUCUGCGUGCUCUUCCGCUCACUAUCGCUGUCGUUCUCUCCAUUGCUAGCGCCGCACUUGGCAUUCCGCCGCCAACUGUGUUUGUGCUCGUCGCGCUCGUUAGCAGCUACAUGCAGCAUGCCUGGGAUGACUCGUCGAUCCGGCUUCCGGCAGCCUUUUUUGCGCUCGCCGUCUUUAGCUACCCAGGCGCGGUCAUGCUCGACUUCAUGACCACCAUGCCAUCUGAAGUCACGCUUGGCUUUGCGCUGCUGCUGGCCCUGGUGGCGGGUCUGCGGUUCCGACCCAACAAUCGCUCAGUCCGGGCGUGGCACUGGCACCGUGCCGCUAUCCUGGCCGUCACCGUAUCCAUCGCCGUUGUCAUGUGCAUCACCUAUGCCCCCUCCAAACCGCCGACGGAUGGCCUUCCAUGCUCGCCGCAGGCCAUGUCACACUGCUACCCGCUGCGGUGCGAGUAUGCGGCCGGUGCAUGCAUCAGCUCGUGCGCCGGGAGUGACGAAAACUGCAUCGCCGGCUUUGUCUGCUCCGACGUCAGCGGCCGGCCGACCUGCGUCCCUCUCGUUGAUGCCGAAAACCCAGAAGCCGAGCACUCCAAAUCGUGGCUCUAUCCGUUCUCGAUGGUCCUCGUCCUGCUCGCCAAUCUUUGUGCGGCAGCGGGCUCGAUCUGCUUCGUUUUUGUCGCUGGCCCACGGCUCUCCGUUCGCGCCCUCGUCGCUGUUUCUGUCGUUGCGCUUGGUCUUGCUCUUCUCUUCUCGCUGUUUGGCAUCAACAUGCUCGCGCUGCCGACCUCGUUCAUCUUUGCUCUGUUCUAUGACUCGAUACUCACCGCGACAACAAUGGCAGUCACGCUUGCGUCGUCGCUCGCCACUGCGGCGACAACUUGGCUGUCGGAGCCUGACGCGGUCGUCGUGGCCACACCCAGUGCUGCGACAUCCAACGCAACAAGCGUCGAAUGCGCCGCCACCUUUGCCGUCGCCUGCUUUCCGUUCACCUGCGACGUGACUGCGGCCGCGUGCAAGAGCGUCUGCGCCUCCGAUGCCGAGUGCUUCCUCUCGACUUUGUGCAUCGACGGUGUGUGCCAGGCGAGCGCCACCGCCGAGCUUGCAGUCUCGGGCUGGACAGUUGCGGUGCUUGUUGCCGCAUGCCUUGCGUUUAUCGCUGUCUCGGCCCUGCUCCGUGCGUGGGACUCGGUCGGCUACGGCACGGUUGCGCUGGGUAUGAUCAUCGGCAUGCGCGUUGCCAUCCGAAAGCUGCCGGGUGUCUCGGUCGUCGACAAGAUGGGCGACGUGACGACUAGCAGCGACUACGCCACCAUCUACGAGGUCGCCCAGGCUCCGCUCGCGUUCUUCCGCUCACCUCGGGCUCUGAUUCCGUCGCUAAUGCUUAUCUUCUCGCACAAGCUGGCGAUUACGGUCGUCACCACGUACCUGGCCUUGGGUGCACUGCGCGGCAGCCGGUACUUUCCCGAGGCGCCUUGUGGUUGGCCGCGUACCUGUUCCCGAAGCUCCGCUGGGGGACUGCUGCUUUGAUUGCAUGGCGUACGCUCGCGGUAUACCGUGCCGACGUGCCCGGUGGCCUCAACCCGCGGCGCUCGCUGUCGCGUGCCCACCGCAUCCGCCGGGUGGCGUUGCUGCUGCUCGGACUUGGUGCUGCGCUGGCGCCCGAGCUUCACCGGCCUCGUCCGGAGUGAGCGAUCCUGUACGUGCGCCGUCAGGCGUGAGGGCGACUGCCUUUGCCGG
Molecule: messenger RNA, 2759 nt
Organism: Thecamonas trahens ATCC 50062
Lineage: Eukaryota; Apusomonadida; Apusomonadidae
Exons: 2
Coding region: 24-2549 (841 amino acids)
Source: RefSeq, a predicted model, not a curated record